Gymnodraco acuticeps is the source of this 1463-nucleotide messenger RNA. RefSeq lists its product as uncharacterized. Lineage: Eukaryota; Metazoa; Chordata; Actinopteri; Perciformes; Bathydraconidae. Bases 270 to 1463 code for a protein of 397 amino acids. Gene Ontology annotation, molecular function: catalytic activity. The record is from RefSeq and is a predicted model, not a curated record. The transcript has 2 exons.
CAAACUCACACAGGCAAAGGAAAGCUCCACAAAGUGUUCACAUAAAUGUGUGAUAGGAGAGGAUGCAUUGAUUGUUAAUAAGUACAAAUGUGUGGCCUUUAUUGGGAAAGUGGUGAAUGUUGCUUUGCAACAAACAAAAAAGAGGUCAAGACUGAAAACAAUAGUGGAAGCAGCAGGUGAAUUUUUGGGGAUAAAGGAUAUAACCGUUGAAAUGAUGCAUGAUAUGCUAGCCUCCAAUAAUGAUGAUUCACAGAUUAGUGAGUAGAUGAAUGGUUUUUCUCAUUCUGCAGUGGAAUGCUAGAAGCCUUAUUGCAAAUGGACAAGAAUUCAAGACUUAUAUAUAUCAGUUAAAAGAAAAACCAGAUGUUAUUUGUAUUCAAGAAACAUGGCUGACGACUCACUUGGACUUCAUAAUUGGGGGAUAUACUGCUAUAAGACAAGAUAGAAAUGAUGGCCAGGGAGGGGGAUGUGCAAUCUUUAUCAGAGAAGUAAUGUCUUAUAGUAGGCUAACAUUUAAGAACAGUCAUGAUUUAGAAAUAGUGGGUGUAGAAGUUUGGAUUAAUAAAAGGAAAAUUAGUGUCCUGAAUUUUUAUAAUCCAUGUAAUAAACUCAAAAUAGAGGAAUUAGACAGUCUUUGCCAAGGAAAUGAAAUAAUAUGGUGUGGUGAUUUUAAUGCACAUAAUACAAUGUGGGGAGGGAGAUCAACAGAUUACAACGGACAGGUGGUGGAGGACUUAAUGGAGGCAAAGGAAUUCGUUUGUUUAAAUAAUGGGCAAGGUACAAGACUCAAUUUUAGAGAUGGAACAGAGUCUGCGAUCGACCUAACUCUUGUAACAAGUGAAUUAGCUUCGGGUAGCAGUUGGGAAGUAUUGGCAAAUAACAGUAUUGGGAGUGAUCAUCUUCCGAUUAUAAUCAAGUUUGAUAUAAGUAAUGUGGUUGAGCUAGAUGGUAUCAUGAGAUGGACCUUUUCUAAAGCAAAUUGGGAGAUGUUUGCUGAAUUGUGUGAUAAGGAAUUUGAUCAGAUUGAUAUGGCAGGAAGUAUUCAUGAAAUAAAUGAACAAUUUACUUCAAAUAUAAUUAAAAGCGCUAAUCAAACUAUUGGGAAUAAAACUGGUAAACUUAGUAAAUGUGUUAAGAUGGUACCGUGGUGGAACAAAGAAUGUAAUGAUGCAAUUCGAAACAAAAUCAGGCUGUUUGGAAAGCUAAGAAAGACACAUUCAUUACACAAUUUAUUAGAAUAUAAAAAGGCACAGGCUCAGGUAAGGAACAUUGUUAAAAGAGCAAAAAGGGAGUGUUGGAGAGGAUUCUGUUCAAGUAUUGGGAGAACUACACCAUUAGAUAAAGUAUGGGGAAUGGUUAAGAAGAUGAGGGGAAUAAGACAGCAGAGUAACCUGCCAGUGUUGGAGAAUGGAGGGGAACCUGCCACCGGUGCUAUGGAUGGAGAAGGCAGAAAUUCUAGCUAA